Messenger RNA from Guyanagaster necrorhizus, 2595 nucleotides. RefSeq lists its product as uncharacterized. NCBI's taxonomy places the organism in Eukaryota, Fungi, Basidiomycota, Agaricomycetes, Agaricales, Physalacriaceae. The transcript is spliced from 4 exons. The coding region runs from base 1 to 2424 and encodes 807 amino acids. The record is from RefSeq and is a predicted model, not a curated record.
AUGGAAAGGAGGAGGAAAGAGUUGCGAUAUGGACUGAUACCCGUGGUAAAACAAGAAGAUUGGCAAAAUUUCAAUCCAACCGCGCGGGUCCUGGCCAAAUUGGGAACUCGGCAAAACCUCCUUGUUCGAACUUGUACCUUCUGCCUUCAUCCCUUCACCACGAAGCGCCCACAGACGCCCCUUAACCGUGGUGUAUGCUUAGCAUGUCAGGUCAAGCCACCUUAUGAUAGGGAUGAUGAGCAGGAUCCCGACGUAUUUACUAGCUACACAGACGCGCCGACUCCCCAACACCGAUGCUCCUGUCCUGUAGGUAAAUACCAGGCUCCUCCAGAGGAACUUACAGGGCGCGUCGAAGACCGCGCGGUCCAAAUCAACUUAACCCCCUACCAGCGCGACUAUUCUGUCACAGACACAGGACGUCGGACACGUCGUCAUUUUCUCAAACCUCAGGCCCCAUUGCCUCGAGACCGAAUGGUUCGUGCUAGAGUCAGGAUGAACUUCGGAGGCAGACGCCAAGCUCCGAAUCGAUCCUCAUCGUCCGCCUCAAGUGGUUCAUCUGGAGCCUCGGAUCAUAUCUUACUCCCAGUCGUCGGCGACGAUGAAUCUCACUGGCGUCAUCCACUUUCCGCAAGAGAUGAUCAGCACGAUAAAUCACCGAGUUGGUGGCCUUCGUCUAACGAGUUUGCUAGCAGUUCCCGGCUUGAAGAUAUAUCUGACUCACGUCCCCACUCUGUCCCUCUGUCGCGAAUCCCAUACUUGGAUAACAGGCAGAGAUAUCAGCCCUACUCUCGCCCGGCUCCACCCCUACGCAACACACAGGACAGAUCCAGGCUGCCCGUGAACUUCCAUGACAACUCGAUAUCUCCUCGUACUGACUCGUCCCUGGCUGAUGAUCCAGAGAAUUAUACCGUAACAACCAUCCAUCACAAUAGCCUCCCUUCUCCAGUACGAAACUCAAACGAAGAGAACCAUCGUUUCGACGGUCGUCGUGAUUCUUUCGCUAGCAUCAAUCGUCACCGCGUGUUACCUCCACUGACCUUCGAUCGCGAAAAUUUCCGUUUACCUUCCUCCCACCGACCAUAUAUGUACGAAGCUCCAACACCUGACAGUGAAGACUAUCGUGGUCGUCAUAAACGCUUCAGUCGAUAUCAGUUGCCGACUCCUCCUGAAAGCAGCUCACUCCACCCAUCCCCGCUUGCCCCCAACUUCCGUGGAUUUUCUGAUGAUCGAUCCUGGCGAACAGGCACUUCCCAUUAUCCAGCUCGGGAUGCUUCAAGUUCAAGAGAGAGGUGUCAUCGCGAUGACAGGGUGACGUCCGGAGGUCUACCGACUCCCAUCGGUGACUCUCCACUACACAGGGUACUAUUCGACGAUGACUAUCCCAACGACAGGAUCAGCAUAUCUAGCACAGCCGACAUAUUGUUGAGGGUGACUGGCGAGGUGGCAGGAAUGCGCGGGCUCGUUCCCAAUAAUGGUCAUACUCGUCCUGAGGUCCUUCGUAGAGCAUACGAGUGCCCUAAUCAGUCUUUGCGAAACAGUGAUAGGGUAUAUAGACCUUCAUCUAACAGGGACUGUACGGCCACAUCGACAAGUCUUCCCAGCCCAAUCGAUGACUUGCCAGUGCAUGCAGCGCUCUUAGACCUGAAUCAUACAAAUGACAGGUUCCCGACGUCUGCUACCUCCACUGUGUUGACCAGCAACAUCACAGCAUGCGAUGGCCCUCAUGACAGGACACAGUCGGAAGGUAGCACAGAUGAGGAGUCUAGCCGUCCUUCCUCCCCACAGCCGAUUGUUACGCCGUCUGUUUCCGAGCCUUUACAAUUUCAGGUGGCUGGCACGUCAUACAGUCCCCCAACAUCUGACGAAAAGGAGGUCGACGAGCUAGUCGAGGAUAAACCAGUGGAUAAGGGCUAUUCCCGGUUCCAGUUUAUGCCAAGCAACGUCUCCUCCCGGACCUAUAAAGCGAUAUUUUACCCCGGUGACAACGGACCUCCCAGUUCACCCUGGAAUGGGCAGACAAUGCUUGUUCUCGCCGAUCCAGACCAUUCUACUGUGUACACCGAUAUCGGAAGAGCGCGACUGCUUGAAAAGAUGCGCCAAGUGGAUUCACUGGUCACGGUCGCAUCUACCUCUGGAUUACAGUUCUUUUAUGAUCCCUCCAUGUCAGAGAUGGUUCAGAAUUCUCCGUAUCCGAGGUCCUUGCUCUUAUCGAAUGACCCUUUCCUCAAUUCACCCACCGUCGAAAUCCAAGAUUGUCCUUUCCCCUCAAACUCUGUUCUGGAGAUGCAUGAUCCCACCACAGAAUUUGCAUCCACUAGUUCUUCUUUAGACGAAGUCUUCACCACCGUCGAGCUCGACUCGCUUGCCGAAGAAUUAGAUCUGAUCAAUUUAGAUCCAGAAAAUGACAAACCUAAAGGUGUUUGAUGUACACCAACUCGGACAUGUUUUAUGAUUAUAUAUGGUCUUUUGAACGAAGUAAAAAUACUCUCAUGUUCCUAUUUAAUAUUGUUCUUUGAUUGAUUUGUUGUGCUGUCAAUAUCCUGCUUUUGCUUUCCUUUUGGAUUUGUCAUUGCUUUCUGCUACCGUGAAGUACAC